AGGUGGUAGAUCCCUAGUUAGCCAAGACACGUUGACGAGCCAUCGUGGCAGCAUGGCAGCAGCGCACGAUACCAUCCCUCGACGCUUCUCCCUCUUUUUCUUCUUCUUCGUCUUCCUCUUCUUCUCCUUGCUGCUACCUCGAGAUUCACGCUGGCUGCAACUUUAAUACACAUCGUUGUAAACUCCGAUAUACAUCGACAACCGAGUUCGAACGCGAUUCCAGUUAACUUACGAUGUAGUUUGUAAUUCAUUUUGUCAACGUUGCGAGUGCGCUCUUACACGCUAAAGGAGGAACAGUGCGUAACAGUGCGGCUAUGUCUUCUCUGUGUUUCAAGAUCAGACUGAAAAUUCGAUCACGAGGGGAUAGAGGUGAAUAACGAUUCGAGAGAUUGCCUACGUACGGUUCUACCGAGAUAGAAGAGACUCGGCGCGUCUUUCAGAAGAGAACUUUGUCCAGCGAUGGAAGGAUGCGCGUUGUUUUCUAUCGAGCAGUUGUGCGAGACGACCACGUGUUUACGUUGAUUUUUCGUUCCGUGUGAAUCGUGCAAAAGCGAUGACUCAGAUGCAGAUCAUCGCGUCGAACGGACGGAACAAGUACCGUAUACCUGUUAGGCUUGGAAAUUGUUAACCGUGCGAGCGAGUUUGAGUUGUUUCAAAGUCGGAAAACAGUGUUUUAAACGAAGAGUUUGAAAAAUCUUUCCGCCGAUCUUAAAUACAUCGUGUAACGAAUACUGACUCGUGAUACUUGUCGGUAGUUAAUAGAUAGUUGGUAGUUGAUAAUUGUUAAUCGUGCAAGCGGAAGCGGGUAAAAGGACGAGCUUCGAAGCGAAGAAAACGGUAGGCCAUUUUCUCGCGCCGAGAGAAUCGACGAAACGCAAAUUUACCGCAUCGAUCAACGAUCGAUGAUCGUUCGAAUCGCUGGAUAUGGAGAACCGAAUCACGUGGCAACAUGCACAUGGUUUUCAGGCUAUGAAUGAAAAUAUCUGGCAGAUUUUCUGCAGAAGCCUUUAGAGGAAACCGGCAGGUCUUCCAAGCCAUAAAGGGAGACCAGAGGGGCUGGACCACGUCUCUACAGAGAGGAGGCAAUCCGUCCGUGUAUUUUGUCGAGAGAGGCGGGGGAAGGGGGUGUCUCUAAGGGCGGCUACGACCAGAAAUUUCGCAGAGAUGGAGUUUCUGCAGAAUCAUCACACGGUGAACACCUCCGAACCGCCGUACACCCUUGGCACAGGUUCGGUAGGAAGUAUCGAGGCCACCAUACCUUCCGGCCUGUGCACCGGGUCUCUUGGUGUCCUGUCCACCGAAGACACCUUAACGGAUAAUCAAAACGAAGAGACUCUGGGUGCACUGCAGGGCACGCUUCGUCUACAGGAUCUGCAAAAUUCUCCGCAAGACAUCGGCGGUGAUCAAACGCAACACAUUCAAAAUUCCGGACAGAACCAAGUAGUCAGCGAGUUUGGGGCGAGCUUCUGGGUCGACGAUAUGGCUGGUUUUCCAUUGCCACCGCUGGACCUGGACCCGUUACCUCCCGGUCUCUUCAGUCCAUGCUCGGCAACCUACAAUUGGGGUUGCACCAGAGGAGAAUGUGCGCCGAGAACGAGCAACGCGAACGGGGAAGGUGUCGCGGACGUGUUACUAUCGUUAAAACAUGCGGUGGUCCAUCCUGGAAGUCCUACCGGCGGAUACUACUCCACGGCAGGAUCCACUCAUCAUUAUUCUCAAGAUUAUACUCAAAAUCUUGGCCCACCUGUCCCACCCACGCAUUACGCGUCCACACCAGCCAUGUCUGUUAACGUUUCUAUGAAUAUGACCAUGAACAUGAACAUGCACUCUGGGUACGAGCAAAGCUAUUCGUCGGCGUGGGGCGUGGAACCCCUGUUAAGUCCCGCCCAGCAGUAUAAUCCUGUGGAGCAGCAGGCAAGGGUGAAUCAACCCCCGGCCAAUAGUCUGAUCGGCACCAGUACCCAUCCUCAUUCUCAUCCCCCAGCGCACGGCCAUUCCAGACUGCAAUUGUCCAGUGAGCAUGCUCUGUGCAUAGGCGCCACCGGGAACCCAGUCACACCCGACGACAAUGGCAGACCUAACCUAUGCCGAAUUUGCGGCAAGUCGUAUGCGCGACCCAGCACCCUCAAGACGCAUCUUAGAACGCACUCUGGGGAGAAACCGUUUAGGUGUCACGCGUGCUCCAAGGCAUUUAGUCAAGCCGCGAAUUUAACUGCCCAUGCUAGAACUCAUUCGGGAGAAAAACCAUUUCGAUGUCCAGUAUGCGAUCGGAGAUUUUCGCAAAGCAGUUCCGUAACCACACAUAUGAGAACGCACUCAGGAGAACGUCCGUAUAGAUGUCGAUUCUGCAAAAAGGCAUUCUCGGAUAGUUCUACAUUAACCAAACAUCUUCGUAUUCACUCUGGCGAGAAACCAUAUCAGUGUAAGCUGUGCUUGCUGAGGUUUAGCCAAAGCGGUAAUCUGAACAGGCAUAUGAGAGUCCAUGGCAGUUCUCUGACGUGACACAGCUCAAUAUCGAUUAUCGAUAACAAUCGUGUUCUACCGCGAUGUUGUCGAAUACCUGUGAUUCAACUUGGCUCGAGCUUACCGGCGAAAAUGUAAAAUAAAAUAACUGCGACGAAUGUUGAUACUCUCAACGAUAGAGUUCUGCUUCCUGACUGACUCAAAUUUGCAAAGCGUUCGUGCGAACACUUGGUUAUUUAAGGGCUUACAUUUGAAUAUUUUUUUAAACGAUACACAAGACAAGUAAUAAUCACAAUAUGUGUUAUAUUUGGCAUUAGGAACUCAUCAAGAAUUCAUUAUAUAUAUAUAUAUAUGUGUGUGUGUGUGUGUGUGUAUAUAUAUGUAUACGUCAUAUAUACAUAUAUAUAUAUACACACAUCGUCAUCAUCAUUACCAUUAUCAUCAUCAUCAUCAUCACCAUCAAUCACCACCAUCAUCAUCAAUCGCCAUCAUCAUCAUCAUCAUCAUCAUCACCACCAUCAUCACCUCCUGAAUCGGAACAUUAAAUCGAAGGAAAUAAAAAACGAAAUGUAUCGGCAUCGUUAUAAUUGUUAGAAAGUAUGCACCCGCGAAAUUUCUUGUUCGUCCACUUAUACGUUCACGAAUUGUUUACAAAUAGGUCAGGAUAGGUUAACAGGGUAUCGCAGAUUUAGACCUACAGCAUCCACCACAGCACCGUUGAUUAUUGUACAAAUAUUGUAUUUAUUAUAAUUAUUAUUAAUUAUAAUAUUAAUGUUGCUGUUUUCACCAUCUUCAAUUUUCAUUAUGUGGCUUUUUCUCUCUCAGUUUGCUUCUUUUUCGUAAGUGUAAAACGAACGUGUUUUGGCGCCAUUUCCAUCGAACAAAAAAAAAAAAGAAAAAAGAACGACCUCUCUAUAUAUAAUAUAUAUAUACAUAUAUAUAACAUAUUUAUACAUAUAUAUAUACAUAUUAUAUAUAUUAAUAUAUAAUAUAUAUAAUAUUCGUAUGAGAACGACUAAUUAAAAACGGAUGAAUGAAUAUGUGAGUUCUUUUUUGUUUGUAAUCCCACAGCAUCAGGACCCACAUACUUUCUCGUAGAAAGAAGGGGGGAAAAGGAGGCUUCAUAUUCGCCGGCUAGUUGGUAAUUAAGUGCGCAGAUAUUGGUUCAUGAAUCCUCGCAUUAAUUUACCUCUCUUCACAAUUAAAACUAUAUAAAAACAACUCUCUCCAUCAUUUAGAGUAGUAUCUCCUAUUCAUUCGUCAAAAUUCUCUCGCUCACGCUCUCGUUCUUUCUUCAUAUAUAUAUAAUGAUGUAUUUAUAAGUAAUAAUAUUCUUGAAAAAGAAAAGAAAGAAAACGUAUGUAUAAUGUUCCUACGUUAUGUACCGGUACGACUUGUUGCAGAGACGAGCUGACCCCCGAUUCUCUAUAUUGAAGUCCACUAAACAAACCUGCAACUUUUUGGACCAUCUCGUCACGCGACAAACGUACCACGUGUAGCGUGUACGUAGCGUAUCUCUAUUUAGAACUGUAUAAUGUCAUCUCUGUCACACUGUAUGUGUCUCUGUGAUGCUUUAUGUUUUCAUUUCUUCUUUCUCUCUCUCUCUCUCGCUCUCUCUCUCUCGCUCUCUCGCUCGCUCGCUCGCUCUCUCACUCCUACAUCGUCUCAUAUUUAUCGAUCAAGUGUUGUUCGGUAAUUUGAUCUUUACAACAGUUGGAAUGGUUUGUCAUUCGCUUGUGAAAGCUUCGAAGCAAAAGCUCGUGUAAGGUGCAUAUUUAUCCCAAAAGCAUCGAUGAAUAAUACCAAACAACUCAGUCUAUUUUUGUCUUCCGAACGACUUUAAAUAAUAUUGAGAGGAAAAAAAAAAAAAAAAGAAGAAGAAAAGAAAAAAUCCUUUCAUCUGACGUAAUAUACACAUGUAUCGAUCGCUGAGAAACUGAAGAAUUAAUCGUCUAUACCUAUAUAUACAUAUAUAUAUAUAUAUAUGUAUAUAUAUGUAUAUACAUAUGUAUAUGUAUAUAUAUAUAUAUCACUUUUCUUCUCACAAUAUUUGCACUCCUCUUGAAACACGGGCACGCAGUGUGUUGGAGAGUUGAACGCUCUUUACAACCGUACGACAAUUCCGAAAUGGCGUCUAAAAUUAAUAACCAACGCCAUUACGACGAUCCGCAAUUAUACAUGACGACGAUUAACCAUCGCGAUAAAUUUUACUUUCUCUCCGACAAACGAAAUGAUACAAAAAAAAAAACCGAAUAGAUAUGUGUGUCUCUAAAAUAGAUUUUUCAUAUUCUUCAUUUUUUUUCUCUUUUUUCUUUUUUAUUUAAUUAUUAUCAUCGUUUUUAAUCAUCUUUUUCUCAAAAAAUUGUCCAUUUUGUCCUUUCUUUCAUCUUUUUUUUUUUCGUUUUUUUUUUUUUCUUUUAAUGAUUCAUCUUUCGAUAAUAUAUUCAAGUGUUCGUAACAUCGCAUUUUUACUUUACUUAAUACAAUAAUUAAUCAUAUUAUAAUUAUCAAUUAAUAAAACUUGUCUCUGUUCGUACUACCUUUCGCUCGUGUGUUCUUUCGUUCUCUCUUUCUUCCGUACACAAUCUCACUCACUUAAAGAACGCUAACCGAUAGGUAUUUAUCUUCUCUGAAACAAUAAGUGGUUUUUUGUCCCUUUCAGAAAACACAAAAAUACUCUGUAUCAAAAUGCCACUUAUCGAUGUUACCUAUUAUUAUUGUUAUUAUUAUCGUUAUUUACGAAUUUAAACACUUCGGAUGAAGAUGCUGCAUUCAAUUACGGAACGUUAAGGCAUUCGUGAGUGUAACUCGAAAAAAGUACAAAAAUAGAUGCCACAAAAAUUAAAGACGACACGUUUUUCUCAGUUUAUUGAAGCAAUUCGUUUUACUAUACACCCGCGUUGAUCCUAUCGUCACCAAUAAGUUGUUUUAGCAGUAAACAGCAUUCGUGAAAAGGAGGAAACUAAUUUUUUAUCUACAAAAGUCAUAUCAUGUCCCAUUCAAAAAUAUAUCGUCCAUUCGUUAUCAUUCUUAAUGUACAAUAAAAAAAUCAUAUUUAACAACCCUAGAGUCCAUAUUUCUGCAACUUAAACAAUCUCUCGCAUUUAUAUGUACACCUCAAAUGUUCGCAUGUAAAAUAAAAAGAAAACUUACAAAAUUGGGAGAAUUAGAACAAUCGGAAUUUAUAAAAUUUCAAUUAUCAAGAGCAGUUUCUUCCCUUCUCACGAAUACCAUUCUUCUUUUACUAAGUUUUUCAAUACAUUUUUAAUUUGUUUUACCAAUCGGUGCGUGAAGACAAACAAACCUUACUUUGAUCGUACAUAUAUAUCGUAAGGCAAUUGAAAUGCGUCUGUUUGUAUCGGUAAUCGACAUUUAAAAAUAUGAAUAAAUCAGGCAUUCGGUUUCACCAAGUCCUAUUUAGUACUAUCAACAACAUAGUGAUGUACCGCACGCUUGAGAAUGCCCCAACGGUUACAUAGUUCUUUACAAUUUCCUUCGUUACUUUUAGCCACUUUUACCACAGGUAAGAUAUACUACCGACUUCGUAUCCUUUUUUCUUGUUCUUUUCCUUUUGUCACGCAGCAUUUUCAUGAUCUUUAAGUGAAACAUAAAAAUGUAUCUGUGAGCAACUACAUUUUCCAUUUUAAUAUAAUAUACUAACACUGAGAGUCACAACGUCCACGAAAGAAAUAAAGUUUGUAAAAAUUAUUCAAGUUGCCAAAUUAUAUAUUUAUAUAUACGCUCUCGGGAGUAUGGUUCUCUUUUAGAAACAAAAACUAAAGAGCAUGCGCGAACCCAAAUACAGUGUGGCAAAAUAAUGCAUGACUUCGCUAAAAACAUGUUUCAUGUUUGAAAUGAAAGAAUAUGAAGGAUUAAAACAUAUAAUAUAUAUAUAUGCGCGGUGUGUGUGUGUAUAUGUGU
Messenger RNA from Bombus pyrosoma, 6384 nucleotides. RefSeq names its product protein glass-like. The record is from RefSeq and is a predicted model, not a curated record. The transcript has 7 exons. Gene Ontology annotation, cellular component: nucleus. Lineage: Eukaryota; Metazoa; Arthropoda; Insecta; Hymenoptera; Apidae. Bases 1165 to 2502 code for a protein of 445 amino acids.